Guillardia theta CCMP2712 is the source of this 582-nucleotide messenger RNA. RefSeq lists its product as hypothetical. NCBI's taxonomy places the organism in Eukaryota, Cryptophyceae, Pyrenomonadales, Geminigeraceae. Bases 1 to 582 code for a protein of 193 amino acids. Gene Ontology annotation, biological process: mitochondrial respiratory chain complex I assembly. The record is from RefSeq and is a predicted model, not a curated record. The transcript is spliced from 7 exons. Gene Ontology annotation, cellular component: mitochondrion.
AUGUCAAAUCUCACGAUGCAUUGGAUUAACGAUCUUCCUGGAACCUUGACUCAGAUCCGAAGGGCACUAAGACCUGACGGUCUCUUCCUAGCCUCGAUGCUCGGUGGCGACACUCUCAUAGAGCUUCGACAUGCGAUCACAGUGGCUUCCAUGGAGCGAACAGGAGGACUCGGGUCACAUCUUUCUCCCCUAGCGAACGUCGCGGACGUGGGCGGCCUGCUCGGUGGGGCUGGCUUCUCUCUCACAGCCGUUGACGUUGACACCGUCACGAUCAUGUUUCCCGACGCCAUGUCGCUCCUUUACGCACUGCAGGACAUGGGGGAGAACAACGCUGUGCACGGCAGGCAGAUGAGGCGACAAACGCUGAUUGCAGCAGCUGCUGUGUAUCAGGCGAUGUAUGGAAGGGAAGGAGGCGCCGUUCCUGCGACCUUCCAGGUGAUCUAUAUGUCUGGUUGGGCUCCGCACGCGUCGCAGCAGAAGGCGAAGACGAGAGGAUCAGCACAGGCCUGCUCCGCCUCCUCUUGCUGCUCGGGAUCUGACGGGCCAGACAGAUGUCGCUGGAGGACCUCCGAGAAGUUUUGA